Messenger RNA from Micropterus salmoides (largemouth bass), 1571 nucleotides. RefSeq names its product RAB34, member RAS oncogene family b (gene rab34b). Gene Ontology annotation, biological process: endocytosis; phagosome-lysosome fusion. The transcript is spliced from 10 exons. The coding region runs from base 440 to 1207 and encodes 255 amino acids. Lineage: Eukaryota; Metazoa; Chordata; Actinopteri; Centrarchiformes; Centrarchidae. Gene Ontology annotation, molecular function: GTPase activity; GTP binding. The record is from RefSeq and is a predicted model, not a curated record.
AAAUUGUUUUGGUUUUACACACAGUUUCUUUCUUCCUGCUCUGCUAAUACUCCAUCCUUAAUUUGCAUACACAAUGUUUUUUGGGUUGCAGCGUUGCCAUAAGACAAUACCUUUAUGGGAUGUGACCUGUUAGAAACCACUGAUUCAUCUAUCAUCAUUUUCUCAGGAUAAUCAGGGGGCAUUAUGGUAGUUCACCUCAAACUGUUUCUGCAUUACUGUACACACAUUAUACCUUUCUGAUAUUUGCUGUUUCAGGAAAAGUUGGAAGACAUUAAUUGUGUCCUUCCCUGGUUUUGUGGAAAGAGUAAUGAGAAGAAGAUAAAAAAGAAGGUUAAGUGUAUGUAUGUGUUACUGAAGUGAAUGAAAAGUGUGCGUUGGCUGUCAGUGAGAGUGGCAGCUUGAAGGUGUGUGUGUGUGUGCAUUGAUCUACUGCAGCAGCAUGUUACCACCUGUGAAGAAGGACCGUAUUAUUACUCAGCUCCCCAAGUGUUUUAGUCCAAAUGCAGCGCUGCACACCAAAGAUGGCUUCCACCCACAGGUGAAGGCCAUCUGCCAGGUACAGAAGACAGACACAGUGAGCUUUAAUAUCGCCAAGGUCAUUGUGGUGGGAGAUGUUGCAGUUGGGAAAACGUGUCUGAUCAGCAGGUUCCGUAAAGGUGCGUUUGAUAAGAACUACAAAGCAACCAUAGGGGUGGAUUUUGAGAUGGAGCGUUUCGAGGUGCUCGGCGUUCCCUUCAGUUUACAGCUAUGGGACACAGCAGGUCAGGAGCGCUUCAAAUGCAUCGCUUCAACAUAUUACAGAGGAGCACAAGCCAUCAUAGUGGUGUUUGACUUAAGCAGUGUGAGCUCUUUAGCACAUGCCAGGCAGUGGCUGGAGGAUGCCAUGAAGGAAAAUGACCCAUCCAGUGUUUUACUGUUCCUUGUCGGUACCAAGAAAGACCUCAGUUCUCCUGAUCAAUUGGCUCAGAUCGAGCAGGAAGCCAUCAGACUCUCUGAGGAAAUCAAAGCAGAGUACUGGGCUGUGUCUGCAAAGUCAGGAGAUGGCAUCAGGGAUUUCUUCUUCCGUGUGGCCUCUCUCACCUUUGAGGCCAACGUUUUGUCUGAGCUUGAGAAAAGUGGCUCCAAGCACGCCGGUGACAUCAUCAGGCUCACAGACAGCACAGAAGCCGAUCACAAACCGACCAAGAGGAAGUCCAGCUGCUGCUGAUGAGAGAGAACCAAUGACUGGAUACACUGCACCAACUACGCAACAACACACUGAAGGAGAAAACUGAAGUAUGAUCUCAGCAUCUUCAUUCAUCACGAAUAGACCUUGUAAAAGGCGAUGUCAUGUCAACUUAAUGAUGUAUUUGUGGUGUUCUGCCAAUGGCUUGAGAGGAAGUUGUAGGUUUGACGUAAUGAAUUCUAAGCUGAGGCUGUAAACAAGAAGUCAUUUCAGGAAAGUCUAGUGCUGGCCAGGGUUACAACAAAUAAAGCUUUGUGAUAUGUUUGGUAAGCAUUUAUCAAAAGAGGAAGAUUAUUCUUUGCUACAUCUUUAAUUAAACUGCACUUGGUUGAUGCUUUCAUAAACA